This is a messenger RNA of Cottoperca gobio, 1430 nucleotides long. It is a transcript of the gene acp5a, whose product is annotated as acid phosphatase 5a, tartrate resistant. Lineage: Eukaryota; Metazoa; Chordata; Actinopteri; Perciformes; Bovichtidae. Bases 36 to 1067 code for a protein of 343 amino acids. The record is from RefSeq and is a predicted model, not a curated record. Gene Ontology annotation, molecular function: acid phosphatase activity. Gene Ontology annotation, biological process: bone resorption. The transcript has 6 exons.
GGUGUUUAGUGAAGUAGGAAGGAGAGAGGAAGCGUAUGUUUACAUGGUACGAUGAUUCCGCGGCUGUGAUGGCACUUACACUGGUAUCCAUCUUAAUUGCUGCCAUUCAUGUGGCCUGCUGCCAUCAUACUACCUUCCAGAACCUGGAGGGAACUAAAAACCGAACCUCCAUUAAGUUCCUGGCUGUAGGAGACUGGGGCGGAGUGCCUUAUCCCCCCUACGUCACCGCUGUGCAGAAGGCUACUGCUCGCGAAAUGAGCAAAGUCGCAGAGCAGAUGGGAGCUGACUUUGUUCUGUCCCUUGGUGACAACUUCUACUAUAAAGGUGUAGAUGGCGUGGAUUCUCCUCGCUUUCAGGACACUUUUGAGACCGUGUACACGGCAAAGUCUCUCAAAGUCCCCUGGUAUGUGCUUGCUGGCAAUCAUGACCAUGCGGGGAGCGUAAAAGCCCAGAUCGAGUACAGCCAGAAAUCUGACCGAUGGACGUUCCCCUCUUACUAUUACGAGCUGAACUUCCGGAUCCCAAACACGGGUAAGACCUUGACCAUCAUCAUGCUCGACACCAUAAUGCUGUGCGGCAACUCUGACGACUUUGUGGACGAGAAGCCCCGAGGCCCCCUGCGGGCAGUGGAGGCCAACCGUCAGCUAACUUGGCUGCAGAAGAGGCUGGCUCGGUCCACGGCGGACUUCCUGUUGCUGGCCGGCCACUACCCUGUGUGGUCAGUGUCCGAACACGGGCCCACAGAGUGUCUGCUGCAGAGGCUCCGUCCGCUGCUCAAAAAGUACAAUGCCACUGCUUACCUCUGCGGCCAUGACCACAAUCUGCAGUACAUUGAAGAGUCUGGUGUGGGCUACGUGGUGAGCGGUGCUGGAAACUUCCUGGAUCCAGAUAUCAGUCACUGGAACCAAGUUCCCAAAGGUUCUGUGAAGUUCUUCACGGGAAAAGCUUCAACACUGGGAGGCUUUGUCCACGCAGAAGUCACGAAGAACACUAUGAUCCUGACCUUCGUCCAGGCAAAAGGCACCUCUCUCUAUCGCACCGUCCUCCCCCAAAGGACCUUUGAGUAGACCAGCUCUUCACAAACUUUCAAGUAGUUUUAGUCUGUGGUGUCGUUUGGCAUCAAAGAAAUGGCUGUUUAAUCCUGUGUUUUUAAACUUUGGCAUUAAUAUUGUAAAGAAAUGCAUAAUGUGUAUUUAAAAAUGAAUGGUGGUUUUGCAUGUAAAUUUAUUGUAAUAAAAUAAUUGGUUUUGUAAAGAAUGCGUCUUGUUUUAAAGACUCUUUCACAUGUAGUGUAUAGAAGCGCUUGAUGUCCUCUGCAAACAUGACUUGGUGAUCUGCUUAGUUUGUUACGUUUAUUUGUGCCACAAACACAGUAGCUGCUUUGUUCUCUUUAUGGUUAAUCAGGUGAGAUACUAUGACCUUGCAGUUAU